GUGGCGCCCGCGACCGCUCGCGGCCUGGCAGUGGGAGGGGCGGCCAAGAGCCGCCGUCAGCUUCGCCGCCAUGGAUCUAGGACCCUUGAAUAUCUGUGAAGAAAUGACUAUUCUGCAUGGUGGCUUCUUGCUGGCUGAGCAGCUGUUCCAUCCCAACGCACUGGCACAGUUGACAAAAUCUGACUGGGAACACGUGGGGCGGCCCAUUGUGGAGGCCUUGAGGGAGAUCUCCUCUGCCACAGCACAUUCCCAGCCAUCUGCCUGGAAGAAGAAAGCACUGAUCAUCAUCUGGGCCAAGGUGCUUCAGCCCUACCCUGCUUCCCCUUCCGAUACAGAAACUCGAUGGCAGGAAGAUGUGUUCUUCUCCGUGGGCAAUAUGAUCCCAACCAUCAACCACACAGUCCUCUUUGAGCUGCUAAAGUCUCUGGAUGCUUCUGGACUCUUCAUCCAGCUCCUGAUGGCCCUGCCCACCACCGUCUGCCGCUCGGAACUAGAGCGCUUUUUGGAGCACAUGACUAUUGACACUUCUUCCAAGGAUGUGGCCUUCUUCCUGGACGUCUGGUGGGAAAUGAUGAAGCACAAGAGCAAUGAGCAGGACCCUCUGCUCUCUCACUUCAGCACAAUGGCCCAUAAGUACUUGCCCUCCACAGACGAGUUCUCCCAUCCUCCAAAGAGGUUCAAGUCAGACCCAGACAUAUGUCCGACCAUGCCUCUGUUGGCCAUGCUGCUUAACGCACUGAAGCAAAUCCAGAAGAGGAUCCUGUGCCUGGGCCUGAAGAGCUGUGCGCUAGCUAACUUGGCCGACAUGCUGACCGUGUUUGCGCUGAUGGAGGAUGACCCCCAGGAAGUGUCUGCCACCAUGUAUCUAGACAAACUAGCCACAGUGAUCUCUGUGUGGAAUUCUGACACCCAGAACCCGUACCACCAACAGGCACUGACAGAGAAGGUAAAGGAGGCAGAACGGGAUGUCAGCCUCACCUCGCUGGCCAAGCUCCCCAGUGAGACCGUUCUCAUGGGGUUUGAGCUCAUGCUCAGUCUGCUGCGGGAGUGGGGCGCAGAGCUGCAGGCCAUGCUCAACAGUAGCCAGGGGACAAAUUAUGACAGCUACCGGCUAUGUGACAGUCUGACUUCCUUCAGCCAGAACUUGAAGCUCUACUUGGACACCACUACCAUGUCCAAGGAGGAGAGGCAGAUGGUCUCUGAGCUGGUUGAGUGUGUCACAGACUUCCUGAAGAAAACCAGCAAGGUGCUGAACAACAAGGGCAUGGAAGACAUCACUGCCUCCAUUGCCAUGGCCAUCAUCGAGCAGAAGAUGGACCGGCACAUGGAAAUGUGCUACAUUUUUGCUUCUGAGAAGAAGUGGGCCUUCUCAGAUGAGUGGGUGGCCUGCUUGGUUAAUAACAGGACUCUCUUCCAAGAACCAAACUUGGUUUUGAGGCUACUGGAGACGGUGGUGGAAGUCAUUGCGAUGGAUAGAGUUGUUCCCCAAUCUCAGAUCAAGCAGGUGAUCAGUGUGACUCUGGAAUGCUAUGCAGACCUCUCCCUGCCAGACAAAAACAAAGUCCUCUCUGGAAUCCUGCACUGCUGGGGGCGAAAGGGUCUCUCAAACAAGCUGUCGGCUUACUUGGAGGGUUUUCAGGAAGACCUCAACAUGACAUUUAACCAGCUCUCACAGAGCGCCUCAGAACAGGGCCUGGCUAAAGCUGUUGCCGCGGUGGCCCGCCUGAUGAUCAUGCACCCAGAAGUCACCGUAAAGAAGAUGUGCACAAUGGCUGUCAUCAGUCUGGGUACCCACCGGUUCCUGGCUCAGAUUCUUACAGCCUUUCCUGCUCUAAGGUUUACAGAGGAAGAGCAAAGGUCAAACUCGUCCACCACUUUCUUGGUGUCUUGCCUCAAAGAAACCAUUUGGCCCAGGUUCUCUACACCCAAAGAAGAGAAGCAGUUUCUAGAGCUCCUGAGCUGCCUGAUGAACCCUGUGAAGCCCCAGGGGAUUCCAGUCGCUGCUCUCCUGGAGCCAGAUGAGGUGCUGAAGGAGUUUGUCCUGCCAUUCUUAGUGCUGGACGUGGAGGUGGUGGGCCUGAGUCUGAAGCUCUUCGUGCAGACCCUGGAGGCCAGUGCGGGCCUCGAGGACUGCUGGCUGCACGCCUGCUCCCCAUUCCCCCUGCUCUUCAGCUUGUGUCGGCUCUUGGACAGCUUCAGCAAGUACUGGCAGCUCCCCCCAGAGAAGAGGCACCUCUCCCUGGACAGCAAGGACCUGGUGGUCCACAUCCUGGAGCUCCUCUGUGAGAUCGUACUGGCCAAUGCCGAGACCUUCUCCCCAGACGCCUGGAUCAAGUCCUUGUCCUGGCUCCACCGCAAGCUAGAGCAGCUGGACUGGACCGUGGGCCUCAGACUGAAGACCUUCUUCGAGGGCCACUUCAAGUGUGAAGUGCCGGCCACCCUUUUUGAGAUCUGUAAGCUUUCGGAGGCUGAGUGGACCUCCCAGGUCCACCCAGGCUAUGGGCCCGGCACGGGGCUUCUGGCCUGGAUGGAGUGCUGCUUCAUCUCCAGCGCCGUCUCUGAGCAGAUGCUCACUCUCCUGGUGGUGGACGUGGGCAACCCCGACGAGGUCCGAUUGUUCAGCAAGGGCUUCCUGGUGGCCCUGGUACAAGUCAUGCCUUGGUGCAGCCCCCGGGAGUGGCAGUCCCUGCAGCAGCUGACCAGAAGGCUGUUGGAGAGACAACUCCUACACGUCCCUUACAGUCUGGAGUACAUUCAGUUCGUUCCGCUGCUCAACCUGAAGCCCUUCGCCCAGGAGCUCCAACUCUCCGUCCUCUCCCUUCGAGCUUUCCAGUUUCUCUGCAGCCAAAGCUGUCGGAACUGGCUUCCCAUGGAUGGCUGGAAUCACGUGGUCAAGCUCCUCAGCAACAGCAUGACCAACAUCCUGGACGCGAUUAGGUUGAUACAGUCGGUGAGCCAGGACCUGACCCAAGAAACUCUGUUUGUCUACACCCAGAUGUUCUGUCAUGUUCUGCACAUCAUGGCCAUGCUUCCUCAGGAGGUCUGCGAGCCACUCUAUGUGUUGGCCUUGGAAAUCCUCACCUGCUAUGAAACCCUAAGCAAGACCAGCCCUUCUGUUAGCUCCUUGCUCCAGAAGGUGAAUGAACAACGCUUCUUAAAGUCCAUUGCUGAGAACAUUAGCCCAGAGGAACGGCGCCAAACCCUGUUACAGAAGAUCAGCAACUUCUGACCUUUGUAGGGCAGACAGAAGGUUGCAUCCAUUAGUGAUUCUACAAGGACUGAAGCUGAGGACAAAUGUGUCACUUGGUUGAGAUGUACACGAGAUAAAAGUAUGACAAUAGCAGUGUAAAGAAAAUAGUUUCUUAGGUAUUUGUAACAUACUACUAUAAUAAAAAUCUCUUUUGGGUUUCA
Jaculus jaculus (lesser Egyptian jerboa) is the source of this 3411-nucleotide messenger RNA. It is a transcript of the gene Gemin4, whose product is annotated as gem nuclear organelle associated protein 4. The transcript is spliced from 2 exons. The coding region runs from base 71 to 3229 and encodes 1052 amino acids. Lineage: Eukaryota; Metazoa; Chordata; Mammalia; Rodentia; Dipodidae. The record is from RefSeq and is a predicted model, not a curated record. Gene Ontology annotation, biological process: rRNA processing; spliceosomal snRNP assembly. Gene Ontology annotation, cellular component: SMN complex.